Molecule: messenger RNA, 598 nt
Organism: Condylostylus longicornis
Lineage: Eukaryota; Metazoa; Arthropoda; Insecta; Diptera; Dolichopodidae
Exons: 3
Coding region: 1-339 (112 amino acids)
Source: RefSeq, a predicted model, not a curated record
AUGGAGCAGCGUAUUGGGAGUUUUAGUUACUUUAAUUAUUCAUUUCAUUUUAUUUUAGCUGGAACAGGUGUAUGGUUAGAUUGCCUAUAUGAGUUUAUGCCCAAUAGACGUGGAGGCUUGAAUCUUAUUUUUAAUGGAUACUUAUAUACUGUGGAAAGAAAAUACAAUAGCACUAUAAAUUGGGUGUGUAAUAAAAAUAGCAAUUCAUCACUAAGGUGUCCAGCCAGAUGCGUUACAGCUGGGGAUAAUGCUAUCAAAUUAAGUCAAAAACUACAUAAUCAUGAACCUGUCGUAGAUCAAGAUAGAAAAGCUUAUUCGGGGCAACAGAUGUAUGGAUAAAAUCACUUUUGUAAAUUUGUAUUAAAAAGAAAGCCUGGUGUAAAGAAAAUUUAACAGCAUAAUUAAUUGGGUACAUUAUUACUAAAGAAAAUGCUAUCAAAUUGAUCAAAAAAUUACAGCCACGAACUAUUUAUACUAUAAGAAGUUUAAGUCCUUUAAAAUUUAAUUGAGAAAAAUUGUAAAUAUUUAUGUUAAAUUAGCUUAAAAUAAAAAUUAUACUUCACAAUUUUGAUUUAAAUGCGUUUCCUCAAAUGUAUAU